AGGGAAGACGGUAUUUGACACUUGUCCCUACAUUUCUAUAUAUGCUUAUCACUGGUAUCCACAACAAAUCAACAGACAUAGGUUUGAUGGGAAGAGCGGGGAUACAAUCCAACUCCCUGAAAGGCUUUUGGCGGUUUUUCCAGAGAAUGCGACUUCAGAAGAAAGCUGUAGGUUUGUGCAGUUUAUUGAGUACAGCAGCCAGCAGUGGUUCCUUACAGGAGGGGAAGAAAGUGCUUUAAAUAACAAGAUUUUAUCAGUGAGUGUGAAAGGUAACUUCUCUUAUCAGCUGGCUGAAGACAACGAGGUUGUGUAUAGGAUUAAGGCAGCCGGAGGUCGCAUUGUACCACGCAUGUCACUGUGUCUUCUGUGGAAUAUGGCAUCAGAAAGAUGGCUGUCAAACGGUCCUCUGUGCAGAUUGGUGUCAGACACAACAGAGUAUGUGGAGUGUGCCUGCUCCCACAUGUCAUCCUAUGCUGUGUUUGCUCACACUGACGACCUUUCAUCCUACAAUGAAGCCUUUUUUUUUGCUGGAUUUAUUUGCAUUUCUGGGUUUACUUUAGCCAUCCUCUCCCAGUUAUUCUGUACUAGGUCCUCCAUGUUUGCAGCUAAGCUCCUAACACAUAUGAUGGUGGCCUGUUUAGGAACUCAGAUCUCCUUCCUGGCCUCUGCAUACAUUAGCCGACAGCUCUCCAAUGAUAGCUGUGCUGGUCUGGCAGCUGUCACACACUAUUUUUAUCUCAGCCAGUUCUUUUGGAUGUUUAUUCAGGCAGUAAACUUCUGGUAUACUCUUGUGAUAAAUGAUGAACAUGCAGAGAGGCGCCAUUUGAUCUUCUUUAUGCUUGGAUGGGGACUUCCUGCUGUUGUUGUUGUCCUGCACUUGGUCAUCCUUAAAAGCCUCUAUCAUAAAAGUAUGACUGACAUUUAUGGACUGGUCCAUGGAGACAUGUGUUUCAUUCCAAAUAUCUAUGCAGCUCUUUUUACUGCAGCACUUGUGCCAUUAGUUUGCCUUGUGGUUGUGCUUGUGGUUUUUAUUCAUGCAUAUCAAGUCACACAACAAUGGAAAGCAUAUGAUGAUGUGUUCAGAGGGAGACCCAAUGCCACAGAGAUACCCCUGAUCUUGUACUUGUUUGCUCUUAUAUCUGUAACCUGGCUUUGGGGUGGGUUACAUGUGGCUUACAGACACCUUUGGAUGUUGGUUCUCUUCAUAAUUUUCAACAGCCUUCAGGGUCUCUAUGCCUUUGUAGUUUACUUUAUUAUGCACAAUCAGCUGUGCUGCCCGGUUAAAGCUAGCUACAGCAUCGAGGCGGAUGGACACAGAAGCCCAGCCUCUGCCUUUUUUACACCCAGUAGUGGGAUGCCGCCAGCUGGAGCUGAGAUCAGCAAAUCCACUCAGAACCUCAUUAGUGCAAUGGAAGAGAUUUCCACAGACUGGGAGCGGUCUGGCAGUCAGGAAAAGCACAGCCCUCAAAAUGGUACAGCUUACACCCCGUCAGGAGGGUACAGUAAUGGUUCAUUGGUCGCUGAUGAAGAACUUCAAGAAUUUGAGGACUUAAUAUUUGUGUUAAAAGCUGGGUCAGGUAUGAACGUCAGUGACACUGAGUCCUGCCAUGGAAGUCAAGAUGGAAGCGGUAUGGCAAAUUCACAGAUUGUGGAACUCCGGAGAAUUCCCAUAGCUGACACUCAUCUAUAGUUCCUUUUUAAUACACAUUUUUUAUAUUUGUUCUUUUUAUUGCACUAGACUUUUCAGCUGUAGUUAUUAUAACUUAUGUCCUAAAGGGAAACCUUUUGUAAUUGAAUAAAGUAUUGUAAUGUAUUUUUAAUUGAAGAAGCUGGUCUUGAAAAUAAGCUCAACAAACAAAAUAAUGAGAAAUGUAGACAAUUAACAUUUUAGUAACCAAUUUACUGUA
Molecule: messenger RNA, 1907 nt
Organism: Nanorana parkeri
Lineage: Eukaryota; Metazoa; Chordata; Amphibia; Anura; Dicroglossidae
Product: G-protein coupled receptor 98-like
Exons: 11
Biological process (GO): G protein-coupled receptor signaling pathway; cell surface receptor signaling pathway; negative regulation of adenylate cyclase activity
Cellular component (GO): membrane
Molecular function (GO): G protein-coupled receptor activity
Source: RefSeq, a predicted model, not a curated record